Molecule: messenger RNA, 1627 nt
Organism: Symbiodinium necroappetens
Lineage: Eukaryota; Dinophyceae; Suessiales; Symbiodiniaceae
Source: the annotation of a GenBank genome assembly
AUGCCUCGAAAGGGUACUCCGGUUGCUGACAAGGAUGCAUUGCUCGGCUUAGCAAAGUCAUGGGAGAAGGCUAAGCUUAUCCGGGGGCAUCUACUGAAAACCGGAAAUCUUUUGAGGUGGCCUGCUCCAAACAAAGUCGGUUGCAUCAACUUCGAAACGAUGGCUUUGAACUACAAAGUUUUGACCAAGCUGCUCCACAUUUGGUUGCCCGCGAUCGACACUCUCCGUUCAGUGAACAUCUUUGCCUGCAGGGAGGAGGUUACGAAACUGCGAUCGAGCUUGUCGCUUCCGGAUGAUGCUGUCAAGGUGGCAUGUGAUGCUGAGUCCUUAAAGAACUUUAUGUCGUACAUUGUAAAGCGCCACGACGGAGCCGCACGAAGAGACCCCCAGGUCGCAAAGCUGUUCGAAAUCACUAGCAUGUAUUUCCAAGUCGUCGAGAAGGACGAAGCCCCGCCGCCAGCCGAUGAAGAUGUUCAUUCGGAGGAUGAUUGCAAGGUGGAAGAGAUGCAGGAGCCGGAGGAAGAGGAUUUGGAUGACAUUGAUCUGGCUCGUGCUUUGGGGGCUGCUCGUGCUGCCUCCAUUGCAAGCAGCUCGGCUGCUUCCUUGCACACCGGCCUCACGGCCGACCUCGAGAUGAAGGCGAACUUGAAAGAUUCGCCGGAUGUCAGGAUUGUGACCCCGACACCUCGCGACGUGCUUGUCAUGGACAAGCGACAGAAGAUAGAGGCCCUGAGGCAAGAGAUUGAAAAGAGGAAGAGAUCCUUGCAGUGUGCCCGGCCGUGGAAGCACCGGAAACUUGCAGUUUCUGAGCAAGAGACUCAGAUCGUGGACAUGUCGCCCAUUUCCAAGAAUUUGCAGGAGCUGUUCAAUGAAGCUGCAGAUUCGGAGCCUUUCCAGGAUUCGGGUGCAAGUGCAUCCGGGGUUCGUGCAGCUGCUUCUGGCGAGAUCGAGGAGGAUGUGAAGCCUGUUGCAGACGGCCCGCCGGACCCGGAGGACCUUUUCAAUUGCGAGGCCAAAGACUUCAUCACACGUGAGUCGCAGUUUGCGAAGAAGCCGGACGACGAGGACGAUGAGAACGACAUGGAGAAGGCAUCGGCAAAAGGCGAGGUUGAGGCUGAGGAAGGCUCGGGCAAGAAGAAGGGAAGGCCUCGGAAGGCCGUGACAGGGGAUGAUGGUCUCGAGACAAAGGCCAAGGCCUCUGACGAGAUGGAGAAGAAGGAUGAUGAGCCCGGCGAGGUCGUGGAUCCCGAGGGCGGUGACGACGACACGGAUCGGCCGGCAGAGUCGGCCCCUACGAACCCGAAGAAAAGCACGAAGCCCCGCAAGCCCAAGACGGAGCAGACAAGCGAGCCGAAGGCCACGAAUGCUAAGGCUGCUAAGAAGGAGCCGGAGGCAAAGGAGGGCGACCCCAAGCCUAUCUUCGCUCGCCGCUAUCGUCCCGGGUUCUGUGUCUUCGCUGGCAAACGAUGGGAUGCCAUCAAGGAUAGCUUCGAGUUACACAUUGAGAGUCGGGUCCGGUGCCCUUCCACAGAGGCGGGAUAUGAGAAGAAAGCCUGGGACUCAUCACGGCUCGCGAAAGUUUGUGCAACAGCCGCAGAAUCCUUCUUGGCCCUCGAGUCCACUCAGA